AUGCCACCCUCAUACGAUAUAAAUCCAUACGAGGAAACUCGGCUAUACACAUCCAAUACAGAGAGAGAAAGAUGGGAAAGUAUGGCAACCUUGUUCAGCAUUAUUGUUUCUUUGGAUGCGUUGGAAAGGGCAUAUAUGCGAGAAAGUGUUAGUGAAGCGCAAUAUGCUCCAGCAUGCACAAGACUACUAGGUCAAUUCAAGACUAUAUCGAAGUUGGUCAUGUCCGUCAUUCGAGAUUUGAAGGAUUUUAUGAAGCAAUUCAAGAUGAGCCAUGCAGCUGCUGCCCACAGGUUACAGGUUGGAGUUCCAGCAACGGUCGAGCAUGCAUCAGCAGCAACAUCAUCAUCUUCAGAGCGUGCAAAAUGGGUUGCAGAAACUACACAAGGAUUCAUUACGUUCAUGGACGCAUUAAAGCUAAAAUUACGAGCAAAAGAUCAAUUACAUCCUCUUUUGAGCGAUUUGAUGAGUUCAUAUUCGCGCUUUGGCGAUCAAGAUUCUGAGGGAAGGGCAAGAGUGUUGCAUUGGCUUAUCACGUUGAAUCAAAUGAAAGCAAGUGAUGAGAUUGAUGAAGAUCAGGCAAGACAGAUGUUGUUCGAUUUAGAGAACGCAUAUAGUGCUUGGUUCAGGUCGUUACAGAAUUCAUAGAAGCGCUACAAUCAUUAAGUGAAGCAAGGAGUGUACUAUCAUCUGUAUUUUAAUCAUCAAUUCAUAUUUGGCAUCAAUCGGAAAGUAUGACGAG
Molecule: messenger RNA, 739 nt
Organism: Meira miltonrushii
Lineage: Eukaryota; Fungi; Basidiomycota; Exobasidiomycetes; Exobasidiales; Brachybasidiaceae
Product: ESCRT-1 complex, Vps28 subunit
Exons: 3
Coding region: 1-645 (214 amino acids)
Biological process (GO): protein transport to vacuole involved in ubiquitin-dependent protein catabolic process via the multivesicular body sorting pathway
Cellular component (GO): ESCRT I complex
Molecular function (GO): protein-containing complex binding
Source: RefSeq, a predicted model, not a curated record